AUGGCAGCAGACCUACUCACACCGACGGACUGUACAUUGCCGCGCGAGAAGGUAUUCUCCGUGCAAAUCGGCACGAAGCUCUUCCGUCUCUCCGGCGCCUCCAUCGCAUCCGACGACCAAUUGAGUCAGAACCCCGAUGGGAACAAUAUCCGCACCCUCUAUAUCGACCGCGACCCGGUCACCUUCCAGGAAAUUGCGCGACAUCUGCAAGGAUAUCACUGCAUGCCCAAAGAUGGAGCUGAAUUUGUCAAGCUCUUCGCCGAUGCGCAAUUCUACAGCCUCCCCCGCUUAAUGUCGCAACUCUUCGAAUCCCAAAUCAUAAUCCAAAUCGGCGACCGCCACUUCCAAAUCUCCAAGGACAUCUUCUCCAACCCCGGCGACAGCCCUAACUUCUUCACUCUCGGCUUCGGCGCCUUCUUCGCUUCCCCCGCAGAAGUCUUCCCGGGUCUAGACAGACGCGGUCUCCUACGCCCUCCGGCCAUCAUACCCCCCAGCGUACCCAACCGCUCCGGCGACGUCUUCGCGCAACUCGUCCACCUCCUGCAAGGCUACCCUCUUAAAAUCGAAAGCGAAUCGCAGCGUGCAGAACUUCUCCGCGACUGCCGCUACUUCCACCUCCGCGGCCUCGAGCAGAAACUCAUUCCGCACCAUAUAAGCUUCAAUCCUGUCCGGCGGCGCUCGGAGAUAACACUCCGCCUCGAGGAUGUCCGGCGCUCGGGAAUCCAGGUCGAAACACCAGCGGACAGCAGCGGCGGGCGCGGGGGUGGCGGUGGUGUAGCAGUGAGAUACGCGCGCCCCUUCGUCGACGACUCACCACAUGACCUAGUCCUCCAAAUCGGCGAGGAAAGCACAAUCAUCAACCUCGCUACCAUGCGCCCAACGUUCUUGAACUCCACACAAGCGCGCGUCUCCAGCCUCCUCCAGGUUAUCCUCGACCGGAAGACCAACAGCAACAGCACCUCUCGAUCCCCGAGCAACGGCCCAGGCGCAACCGCAACCGCAACCGCACACUCAAUCCGCGUUCAGAUCGACGAGGAAACGGAUCUGACGAUAGACGGGGAACAACAGGCUAGCAAUCACAAAUACCAUACCCCCGACUCAACAUCUGCAUCUGCGGAGCCGCACGCAAAACGCAGACGUGUAAAAGGGGAAGGGUCAGAGUCAGCCCUGCCGCAAUAUGAGGAACGCGAUGGGAGUAGUAGCGGCUCCUGGAUUGUACGGAAUGGCCAGUGGCGCAUUGCGAUGCGGCCGGCGAGUGGUGGAGUUGCAGGCGAUGGUGUGGAGUUUGUUCUGGUGGGCGUCAAGCUGGAUGUUUAUACCAGGGAGCGGGUACGAAAUCGGAAACAGCCGUUUUUGGGCUCUUGA
Messenger RNA from Aspergillus mulundensis, 1365 nucleotides. RefSeq lists its product as uncharacterized. The record is from RefSeq and is a predicted model, not a curated record. Lineage: Eukaryota; Fungi; Ascomycota; Eurotiomycetes; Eurotiales; Aspergillaceae. The transcript is spliced from 4 exons. Bases 1 to 1365 code for a protein of 454 amino acids.